CACUACCACUAUCUGCAGUAACAAUGUAUCACAGCAAUAUUCUAUAGUGUGUACUUGUACAGUAUUAGAUAAUCAGUUAAAGUUCUUCAUAGCAUAAGAAAUGGACGGGGCUUUCUUACUGAUAAUGUGUAUCCUACCCGGCCUUGCACUGGGUCAGACUGAAGAUUUGGAUGAAGCUACCACUGACUUCAAUAAUGCGGACACGGACAAGGAUGGGAAACUAACGCUUAAAGAGUAUCCGAAUUUGUACAACAAAUAUAAAAAACAGAAGACGGAUGAGAUUACCUGUCAGAGGUUUGUAGAAUACAAUACACGGUACACGUCAGACAUGUUUAAUGCUUACGACAUCAACCAAGAUGGGGUUCUGACCGAUACAGAUUUCAAAGAAAUAUUCAAGACCAUGGACACUAACAAAAAUCAAAAGGCCACACUUGAGGAGUUCAGAAAGUAUGUGGAAAGUCUUAAAGCCAAAAAAACUUAGAGCAGCUAGGCUCCGAGACAAGUCAAAUCAUCAUCCAACACAGAACCAUCAUUAACCACCACUGAACCAUCAACCAUCACAACAAAAACAUCAACUAUCAUAAAACAUCAUCGUGCAUUACAGAAGCAAAAAAGUGAACCACCUGCAACCACCACAGAAACACCAGUAACGACCACAGAAACACCAGUAACGACCACAGAAACACCAGUAACGACCACAGAAACACCAGUAACGACCACAGAAACACCAGUAACGACCACAGAAACACAAUCAACCACUACAAAAAUUCCGUUAACUACUACAGAAAAUAAACUUGCACCACCGAAACAGAAAUACCCACAACUGAAUCACCGUUGAUCACCAAAAAAAACCAACACAAUCAACUACCACGAAAACACCAUCAACCACAGCAGAGCCACCAUUUACCACCACAAGACCAACGUCAGCUGCCACAGGACAACUACCAAUCUUCAAAAUACCACCGUCAAACAGCAUUAGACCAUAAUUAACAACUACACAAACCAUAAACAACCAAUACAAAAACAUCAUAUUCCACAAAAAACAGUAUCAAUAACCACGAAACAAUCAUCAACCACCAACAAACCACCACAAAAAGCCACCAACGACCAAAGAAACAACCAUAAAACAAUUGGCAACCCAACCUUAAAAAACACCACCAUACACUAAAAGGAAACUACCAGCCUUCACAAAACACUCAUCAGCUAAAAUUAAAUCUUAUAGCCUCUGGAACAGAAACAAGCAACAAACUUAGAGAACCAACAAACACUAAAGAAUACAACUUAAACUAAGUAACACCAGAAAUACUAAAUCUAUG
Molecule: messenger RNA, 1316 nt
Organism: Physella acuta
Lineage: Eukaryota; Metazoa; Mollusca; Gastropoda; Physidae
Molecular function (GO): calcium ion binding
Source: RefSeq, a predicted model, not a curated record